Daphnia pulex (common water flea) is the source of this 1442-nucleotide messenger RNA. Its product is annotated as ras-related protein Rab-27A-like. Gene Ontology annotation, molecular function: GTP binding; GTPase activity. The transcript is spliced from 8 exons. Bases 592 to 1263 code for a protein of 223 amino acids. Gene Ontology annotation, biological process: melanosome transport; positive regulation of exocytosis. Lineage: Eukaryota; Metazoa; Arthropoda; Branchiopoda; Diplostraca; Daphniidae. The record is from RefSeq and is a predicted model, not a curated record. Gene Ontology annotation, cellular component: melanosome; secretory granule.
AUUUUCUUGUUCCACAGGAAAGGGAUACGUUCACGAUCACUGGUGAUGACUGUUGUUGUGUUCAAUCUGUUGCAAGAAUAGUAGGCUACUAGUCAUGGGUGGUUUGUGGAUAGAAAAGACCGCAAAGGAAUUUAAAUUAAUAGAACUUCCAGAAAAUUGAAAAAGAUAUUAAAAAAAAACUACGUGCAAGAGGUUAAAGUAUUUAGCGCUAGGUGGAGAAAAUCAAGGACCUUUGCAACUGACAUGAAAAAUAAUCUGAAAUAAACUAAAACUUAAAAAAUUUAACAGCUUUUACAAAGCCUUGUUUUAGCCCAAUGAAUCAAUAAAUAAAUAAUCAUUAACAAGAAUGACAGCCGGCAUAGAAAUUGUCGAAGUGUCCUUAUCAUAUACCAUGCAUAUACCAUAGGCAUAGGCUGCACUAUGUGGGGGCGGGGCGGCCGGGCGGGGUAAGCUGGACUGCUGGAGCCGGAGAGGGAAAGAACGUUGUAUCGUACCACCUGUUGUUAUGAAUUUUGAUUUAGUUUAAGCACAAUUUUUUCAACUCUACAGUGUUGUUAUCUCAGUACUUAAGGGCAUUUCCACAUUUUUAUAAUGGCAAAAAAAUCGCUUUCCUCAAAUCGUUUGGACUACGAUUAUUUGUUUAAAUUUUUAGCUUUAGGAAAUGCUGGAGUUGGGAAAACAAGUUUUCUGUAUCAGUAUACAGAUGGUGUGUUCAAUUCAAAGUUUACAACAACUGUUGGAAUAGAUUUUCGGGAAAAACGUGUUGUAUACCGUGCAAAAAACUCAGAGGGAAUGCAAGGCAGAAGCCAAAGAAUUCAUUUACAGUUAUGGGAUACUGCAGGCCAAGAGAGAUUUCGAAGUCUUACCACUGCAUUUUUUAGAGACUCAAUGGGAUUUUUAUUGCUGUUUGAUUUAACUAAUGAACAGUCCUUUCUAUCUAUACGAAGCUGGUUAGAGCAAUUAAAGACUCAUGCUUAUACAGACAAUCCUGAUAUAGUUCUUUGUGGAAACAAAGCUGAUCUUGAUGAUCAAAGAGAAGUUUCUGAAGAAGAUGCUAAAGAGACGGCAUCUCGAUACGGGUUAUCCUAUCUUGAAACAUCUGCUGCAACUGGUCAAAAUGUUAACAUUGCUGUAGAACUUCUUCUGGAAAAGGUUAUGCUUAGAAUGGAUCAAGCUGUUGAAGAUACAUUUGGUACUGGCCAAAAAGGGAAAACCAUACAGUUGAAGAACUCUCCGGAUGGUAGUCAGGGAUGCGCAUGUUGAAUAUUUUUCCGUCAUUUUUGUUGAAUUAAAUGUUCAUUGUGCUAUUUGUAGAAUUCAGUGUGAUAAAGCUUUAUUGUUGACAAUUUUGUAACAGUUACUUUUCUCACGUCAAUUUUAAUAUUAUUUGCUGUGUUCAUUCUAGUCCAAUGAAAAAUAAUAAAACUUCCCACAAAUGUAAA